Aethina tumida (small hive beetle) is the source of this 2427-nucleotide messenger RNA. RefSeq names its product organic cation transporter protein-like. Gene Ontology annotation, molecular function: transmembrane transporter activity. The record is from RefSeq and is a predicted model, not a curated record. Gene Ontology annotation, biological process: transmembrane transport. Lineage: Eukaryota; Metazoa; Arthropoda; Insecta; Coleoptera; Nitidulidae. Bases 199 to 1818 code for a protein of 539 amino acids. The transcript is spliced from 5 exons. Gene Ontology annotation, cellular component: membrane.
UAGAGCGAUAUAUCCCUCCUUGUAAAAUUGAAUUGUUAAGCCACGACUAGUCGCUAAUUAUUAGUACGCAUGCAUAUUCCAUGUAUGUGUAAAUUCCCAUGCUAUUUCGGAUAUAUGUAGUAUAUUUCUCAAAAUACCUGGUGAGGUAGUGUUCUACUUUUUGGGAAACUACAAGGGAAAAAGGUUUAUUUAAGCAAAAUGUCGGAGUCGACAGGCUUCGACAAUAUUUUAAGUCUGGUGGGAGAUUUUGGUCGUUUCCAAGCAGUCCUAUUAAUUUUAUUUUCUAUAAUUAACAUUUUGUCAUCAUUUCACUACUUCGGUCAGACGAUCAUAAGUGUAAUUCCCACUGUAACGUGCAAUGUUAGUUCAUUAAAAAAUGUCAGUGAGCUUGUUGGAGUCGGCAAGUGUUCCAUUAAAUUAUUGCACGAUGGAACCGUACUUGAACAACCAUGCACCACCGGAUAUAAUUUUGAUACAAAAAAUAUAAUGGGAUUCGUGGGGAUCAUUCAGGAUUUAAAAUGGGUGUGCUCCGAUGAAUGGAAGUCGUCUUUGGGACAGUCGGUAUUUUUUCUUGGGUCAGUGAUUGGUACCUUAUAUUUGGGAUACUUAUCCGAUAAAAUUGGAAGAGUCGCCGUUCUCAUAUGGGCAAAUUUACUCGUAAUAGCAGGAACGGCUGUUACCUUAAUGAGUCAAAACUUAACUAUAUUUGCAAUUGGACGAUUUUUGGCAGGGUCAGCCACAGAUUCCAAUUUUGUGAUGAUGUACAUCAUAGUUUUGGAGUAUAUGCGACCAUCCUUAAGAACCAUUGGAUUAAAUUUAUGCAUUGGUAUAUUCUACACACUCGCUUGUAUGGUGGUACCUUGGGUAGCAGUCCUCCUUGGUACAUGGAAAUCUUUUCUUAUUUUCAUCGCUGUUCUCCACACUGUUAUUAUUAUUUAUUACUACGUCGUACCUGAGAGUGCUCAAUGGCUCAUAAGUAAAGGAAAAACGGAUGAAGCAGUAGCUUGUUUCAAAAGGAUCGCCAAAUUUAAUGGCAAAAUUGUAUCAAGCAAUAUUGAAGAUGAGAUAAAAUCAUAUGGUAACCAACUAACAAGAAGUCAUAACACAGAAAAUGUCAUAGGGCUUUUGCGUACUCCAAAUUUAAGGAAAAAAACCUUAAUACUUGUCUUCAAAUCAAUGGUUAUGACGUUAGGCUACGAUACGAUAUCGAGGAACGUCAAUGGAAUAGGAUAUUCGCCUUUUGUGGUUUUCACAUUAGGCUCCUCCACCAUUUUUCCCGCUUGUAUAUUGAUCACGACCCUGCAGGACAAAAUAGGUAGAAAGGCUUUGGCAAGUGGUUCCUUGUUUGUCAGCGCGCUCUGUAUGUUCGGUUCUAGUAUGGCCCAAAUUUUUCUGGUCGAUCCAACACCGACACUCAUUUUAAUAUUAUCUAUAAUAGCACGUUUAUCGAUAAAUAUUACUUAUAAUUCAGGAGCUCAGUAUGCUGUUGAAUUAAUCCCAACUGUCGUAAGGGGACAAGGUGUUUCGUUUAUACAUGUGGUGGGUUAUGGAGCCAGUUUCUUCAGCCCAUACAUUUUGUAUAUGACUAACUUUUGGAAGCCAAGUCCGGAAGUUAUUCUCGCCGCUUUGCUCAUUAUGGGUGCCAUAGCUUGUCUCUUCCUGCCAGAGACAUUAAACAGAACUCUUCCCGUUUCGCUGCAGGAUGGUGAAAACUUCGGUGAAGGUGAGAAAUGGUUUCACUUUGAUUUUGGUAAUAAAAAAUUAACUUCGAGUACAACGGCAUUAAAUCCUGGUUUGUGUGGUAGUUCAUAUAUGUAGUUAGUGUACUAUUAUAAAAUUUUGUGAACAGUUAAAAUAAAACUGAAAUAAGUAAAAUAUGGUAAUCAAAGGGGUUAAUUUAUUCUGUUUUAUUUUUACUGUUUAUGUAACUCCAUUGUCUUCUGUGAUUAUAGCCAAUAAAUAUUUACAUUAUUUAAAUGAUUAAAUUAAAAAUGUUAAACAACAUUAAAAAUUAGAUUUUCUUUUGUGUCUGUGAUAUUACAUAACAUUUUCCCUAAUUUUAAUCUGGCGAAAUCAAAAAUGAAAUUUUCUACAAAAUAAAUUGAAAAAAUAGUUUUAAUCAAGCUAUAGUUGCUAUAAAAAUUUUAAAUUAAUAUUUUUUUCUGUUCUCCAUAAACUUAUAAAAAGUUAGGUGAAUUAUCUUGUAUAAUAAAUAGGGAAUAAUAAAACAAUAUAGAAAUUUAAAAAUGUUUAUUUAAAAUAAAUAUUCAUAAAGUUAGGUAUUCUAUGUGAUUUGAAAAUAUUAGCAGACUAGAAAGGAAACAGUAAAGACAAAGUCAGCUAGACUAGUACGUCUAUUAUUAACAUUUUGAAACUGUCAUGUAAAUAUAAUUAAUAACAAUAAAAAGUACAACAAGUAUUGCCAUA